AUGUCUGUUUCGAACGUUCACCAUCGUUUGAUUCUUGAGGAUAUAGGAAUUAUUGGAAGCCCACAAAAAAUGGAAGAAGUAUCUAAAUGGCAACACUGUGUUUUACAAUUUCACGAAUGUAUUGGAAUAACAUAUUGGGCAGACGACGAUUACUGUUUUUGUUAUAUGAUUAUAUACAAUUUUACAAAAUUGAAAGCCGUGAAUACUUUUCUUAUUGAUGAUGAACAAAAAUUCGGUUGUUCACCUGAACUUGAAGUAGUUAGAAGGAACUAUAUAAAAAACGAAGCUUCAUAUGAUGAAAGUGAAUCGCAGUCAGUUGCAAAAAAGAAUUCAGAAGAAGCUUCAUAUGAUGAAAUUGAAUCCCAUUUAGCUACAGAAAAGAAUUCAGAAGGUAUUUGUGAAACGUAUUCAUUUUUAACGAAUAUUUGCUCAGUAAAAGCUGCUAAAAUGGAAAAUGAACUUGCACAUUUGAAAAAAUCAUUUUUUGUUCUUAAUUUGCUCAUAUAUCAAUCAUAUCAUAAGAAUUGCUCUUAUAUCAUAUCAUAA
This is a messenger RNA of Dracunculus medinensis (Guinea worm), 546 nucleotides long. The record is from the annotation of a GenBank genome assembly. NCBI's taxonomy places the organism in Eukaryota, Metazoa, Nematoda, Chromadorea, Rhabditida, Dracunculidae.